Labrus mixtus (cuckoo wrasse) is the source of this 2868-nucleotide messenger RNA. RefSeq names its product HID1 domain containing b (gene hid1b). Gene Ontology annotation, cellular component: Golgi trans cisterna; Golgi medial cisterna; membrane. Lineage: Eukaryota; Metazoa; Chordata; Actinopteri; Labriformes; Labridae. The transcript is spliced from 19 exons. The record is from RefSeq and is a predicted model, not a curated record. The coding region runs from base 16 to 2547 and encodes 843 amino acids.
CGCGUCACAGCGGUGAUGAGGGAGAUUAUCCUCCUUCACUGUGAAGCUCUCAGCGUCAACACGGAUCCACAGGAGACCGGCUGGAGGGGACGCAACAUGGGGAACGCGGACACCAAACUUCACUUCAGGAAAGCGGUGAUUCAGCUCACGACCAAAACUCAGCCUGUAGAAGCCACAGACGAUGCGUUCUGGGAUCAGUUCUGGGCCGACGCCUCCACCAACGUGCAGGAUGUUUUCACUCUGGUGCCGGCCGCAGAGAUCCGAGCGGUCAGAGAGGAAUCGCCGUCAAACCUGGCAACCCUGUGCUACAAGGCGGUGGAGAGGUUGGUGCGGGGUGCAGACUCCGGUUGCCCCUCAGAGAAGGAGCGUCAGAUCGUCCUGAACUGCGUCCGCCUGCUCACACGCAUCCUGCCUUACAUCUUCGAGGACGCGGACUGGAGAGGUUUCUUCUGGUCCACCGUGCCCGGAGCCGGCAGAGCGGGGCGUUCGGCUGAAGGCGGUGACGAGGACGAUGCUCGGCCGCUCGCUGAGUCUCUGCUGCUCGCCAUCGCUGACCUCCUCUUCUGUCCUGAUUUCACCACUCAGAGCCACAAGAAGAGCAGCGCGGACGUUUCUGAGGACAUCCGCUCCAUGGACAGCUGUGAGUACAUCUGGGAGGCCGGGGUCGGCUUCGCUCAGUCUCCUCCUCUCAACUACGUCCAUGACAUCAACAGGACGGAGCUGCUGAAGCUGCUGCUCACGUGUUUCUCUGAGGCCAUGUACCUCCCUCCAUCCUCUGAGAGGAAAAACCUCAACCCGUGGGUGUCCUUCUUCUGCUCCACAGACAACAGACACGCCCUGCCUCUCUUCACCUCACUGCUCAACGUGGUGUGUGCGUACGACCCCGUGGGGUACGGCUUCCCCUACAACCACCUGAUGUUCUCCGACCACCGCGAGCUGCUGGUGGAGCAGGCCGUCCAGAUCCUCGUGGUCGCCCUGGAGCACGAGGCCGGUUCGGCCGCCAGCUCCGCCCUCAAAGCCCUGGUGACCUCCGGCUCGUCCUCGGGGGUGGAGGACCUGGAGCCGGCCGGCCCUGAGAACCUCUUUGUGAACUACCUCUCCAGGAUCCACAGAGAAGAGGACCUCGGCUUCAUCCUGAAAGGUGUGGCGCGGCUGCUCAACAACCCUCUGCUCCAGACCUACCUGCCCCGCUCCACCAAGAAGAUCCAGUUCCACCAGGAGCUGCUGAUCCUCUUCUGGAAGUUCUGUGACUUCAACAAGAAGUUCCUCUUCUUUGUGCUGAAGAGCAGCGACGUGCUGGACGUGCUGGUUCCCAUCCUCUUCAACCUGAACGAUGCCAGAGCAGAUCAGUCUCGUGUGGGCCUCAUGCACAUCGGCGUCUUCAUCCUGCUGCUGCUGAGCGGAGAGAGAAACUUCGGCGUCCGUCUGAACAAACCGUACACUCUGAGGGUCCCCAUGGAUAUUCCUGUUUUUACAGGAACACACGCAGACCUGCUGGUUGUGAUCUUCCAUAAAAUCAUCACCAGUGGUCACCAGCGCCUGCAGCCUCUGUUUGAAUGUCUGCUCACCAUCACAGUGAACAUUUCUCCGUAUCUGAAGAGUCUGUCCAUGGUGGCAGCCAACAAGCUGCUCCACCUGCUGGAGGCGUUCACCACGCCCUGGUUCCUCUUCUCCUCCCCUCAGAACCACCACCUGGUCUUCUUCCUGCUCGAGGUCUUCAACAACAUCAUCCAGUAUCAGUUUGACGGUAACUUCAACCUGGUGUACGCCAUCAUCCGCAAGAGGAACGUUUUCCACCAGCUGGCCAACCUGCCGACCGAUACGUCGUCCAUCCAGAAAGCUCUGCAGAGGAAGAAGAAGUCGGGGAUCUCCAGGUCGAACUCUACAGAGGCCGAGUCCAUGGAGGGCUCCAGACCUGCUGUACCAGCCGAGCCGGGCACCUUUAAAACCAGCUUGGAGGCCACUCCAGUUCAAAAAGGAUUCCUUGUGCGUCUUCCAGGUAUCGAUAAGAUAACAGAGAAGUCUCAGGUGAGUGUGGACGGUACCAUGGUCGCCGUCCCUCAUUUAGAGGCUCCGCAGACGACCGCUGACGGCCAAGCUGCAGCCGGAGCGAGCGACACCGAGUCCAACUCAGAAAGAGACCACGAGGCGUAUCACUCAGAGUCCGAGGCAGGGAGAAGUCGUCUGUCCAGCGUGUCGUCGUCAGCAGCCUGGAGCCCCAAUCCAGACUGGGUGAUGUCAUGGAAGUCGAAGCUCCCUCUUCAGACCAUCAUGAGGCUGUUACAAGUUCUGGUCCCUCAGGUGGAGAAGAUCUGCAUCGACAAGGGUUUGACAGACGAGUCAGAGAUCCUGAAGUUCCUCCAGCAUGGCACGCUGGUCGGCCUCCUGCCCGUCCCUCAUCCCAUCCUCAUCAGGAAGUACCAGGCCAACGCCGGCACCGCCAUGUGGUUCAGAACGUACAUGUGGGGCGUCAUCUAUUUACGCAACGUGGAUCCUCCGAUCUGGUACGACACGGACAUCAGGCUCUUUGAGAUCCAGAGGAUUUAGAGGAGCGGGGUGAAGACAUCCCUCAUGAGUCCUGGUUUCCCCGUUUGUCUCUUUCCUGUUUUACCUUCAUCGAGGAACGUUUCACAGAAAUCGUCUUCUUCACAACAUGAAACACUCUGUCUCACACACAGCCUGUGUUUGGAAGGAGGACGGGACAUUUAUUUAUCAGCUGUGGAUUUCAUUUGCCAAAAAAAAAAAAGAAAUAGAAGCGAACACAGACUGCAGCUGGACCCUUCUCCAAACCAUGAAGAGCCUGAAAGACCCGGACUCUGUAGUCCGGCCCACAUGCUUUGGUCUUAAAAUAAAUAAUUUCUAACUAUG